AUGGAAUUAAUCCGACUAGUUUUAAUCACAAUGUUUGUCUGCUUAAUAAUAACGCAUAUUAACGGGGUGACCCCACUGCCCUCAGCGAAUUCAAUCUCAACCUCUAAGCAAACUUCCUUAAAAUCGGAGCUAAAAAAACUCAAGUACAAAUUUACAACGGAGAUAAAUGUUCGAUCACAAUCCAACGACACCAUUGAAAUCACUAUCGAAGAUCCUUGCAAUUUUGAAGACGUAAACAAGCGCGUGACUUGUAAACUCGACGACCCAAAUUUCUGCAAGUUGUGCCCUUACACCACUUGCAAGCACUUUGACAAAGAAAUAACAAUUGGAACAAGUAUUAUUCCGAAGAAUAACGAGGGUGAAGGAUACUGUGUUGCGUUUAAAGACAUGUCAUCAGGCUGCAACAAGCACCACGGUAAUUGGGCGAUGAUAAAGGCCUCGUCUUUCAAAGGUAACCUCAAUUCAAAUACCUACAUCAGGUUCUGCCUCUGUAAACGACCUGGAUUUAUUGGCAACAUGACUCUGUUCGGGAACUGUGAGCAUCCCUUUAUCUGCGACGGAGACGUCGUCAACAUAAACGUUCCCUACAAUGACAUAGAGUGCAAGUGUCUCAACGAAUUCAAAUCGAAAAUCAUUGGAGACAAUUGGCACAGUUGCGUUCCUCCUUCUGUUGGGGAACGCGUCAACUGGUCAACCGUGCCCAAACCCCAUAAUAUCGCCGAGUCUUUCAUUCCCGUAAAAACAUACUUUGACAAAAUGAUCUCUUAUUAUGUUGGGAACCUGGAUGAACUGAUCGAUCCCUGCAGCAGGUGUCCUGUUACCGGGAAGCCGACCUACGCCAGAUCAGUUACUAUUAACACACGUGGUAACUCUGAUGCUACGGUGAUCUGCCGACCGGCUGAAAGUGAUGAAAAAAACGAGCCAAACUGGGGCAUCCCUUUGAGGAGACAUACUAACACUGGCAGUGAUGGAAAUAUGAAGCGUCUGCUGAAAGGCUCCUGGGGUCCGGAUGUCAUGUUGGCUAUCAAGUGGAAGGAGCUGUGGGUCUACGAUGUCGCCAAACAUAACAAAACCGACAAGAGCACGCAAGACUGCGUGUUUGUCUUUAAUUACAAAGACAACGAAGAUUUCUAUCUAAAGUUAGGACUGGACAAAAAUUAUCAGUAUGCCAUAAACGCUGGCAAGGACGCUUUUCUAGGCCUAACCGUCUUACCAAUGUCAACGUUCACUCCAACGGUGCUAGCUGAGUGCCACAGAGGAGGUAUAAUUGACUAUAACCCGAUAUCCCUUCGGUACAAAUGCAAUAUCUUGAAUGAAAACCUGGCUUGCUUUCUCGAACAACAUGAAAUCAAAGAUUUUAUAAUCAACAGCAAACAUAAUAACAUAUCCUCAACUUUUCUGAUUCGGAACUAUCAACAAAAAAGGGGUCUGUAUAUCGAUGAUAGCAGUUACUGGGAUGCGGCACAAGAAUUGGGGCGUGCCUUUGGUGUAGCUCUGUAUGAAUUUAAUGAUGAAAGCUAUCAGUACCUGACUUACAAUCCAGCGAUUAGAUCUAAUCAAAUUCUUAAAAAGAAUUUUCCGUUUGUUGCCAUGCGGGUCAGGCCAAUGUCGGAUAAAGAAAUGAAAAAUAGCCAUUGGAAACGACAUCGAAUUUCCGGAAUUCGACAUUUUGUUGUUGAUUUUGUGGUGACUAAUGAUGAUAAGAGUAGUGAGGGUUUUCUCACCGAACAUCAUCAUCAUACAGCAGACACUAAUUUUGUAUAUAAGUGA
This is a messenger RNA of Cotesia congregata, 1770 nucleotides long. Lineage: Eukaryota; Metazoa; Arthropoda; Insecta; Hymenoptera; Braconidae. The record is from the annotation of a GenBank genome assembly.